UUCAUUUUAGGUUGUUAAACCCUUUUCCUAUAUAUAACUAACUAACUUCUCCGAUCCCAAACCCUAGAAACACCCAAACGACGUCGUCGUCUGAGCUUAUCCACUGAGGGAGCCAUGAACCCCUCCACCCUCAUCUCCCCUUCCUCCGCCACGCCGCAGCGUUCGAUUAUCCAGUCGCAGUUCCUCAACCCCAUCCCUCUCCGCUCCACCGCCGCCUCCGCCACCGCCCCGCGGCGCCGUUUUAGAGUCUCGUUCCCUCGCAAUUCCGCCUCCCAGUCCGACGGCGCCGCGUCAGCGCCGUCGCCGGCGGAGGAGGUGUUCGGUGGGAAGAGGGAGCUCACCGGGGUGCAGCCGCUUGUGGAGAAGCUAUCACCGCCGCUGAGAUUGGUGACGUCGGUGAUUGUGUUCGCCGGAGCGGUGGCGGCGGGUUACGGGAUCGGGCUUCGGGUCGGGAAGACGCAGAACACCGCUUUGGGUGGUGCUGUGGUGUUCGGAGCUGCCGGGGGAGCCGCCGUGUAUGCCCUAAACGCCAGCGCUCCGGCCGUCGCCGCCGUCGACUUGCAUAACUACGUGGCGGGCCGGGAUGAUCCCAGGCUUGUGAAGAAGGAGGAGAUUGAAGGCAUUGCGAAGAAGUAUGGUGUGAGCAAGACUGAUGAGGCGUUCAAUGCUGAGCUAUGUGAUUUGUACUGCCGGUUUGUCACGUCUGUGAUACCUCCAGGGAGUGAAGAGCUUAAAGGGGAUGAAGUUGAAACGAUAGUGAACUUCAAGAAUGCUCUCGGCAUUGAUGACCCCGAAGCAGCUUCAAUGCACAUGGAGAUUGGUAGACGAAUUUACAGGCAGAGGCUUGAGACUGGGGACCGGGAGGGUGAUUUUGAGCAGCGUCGGGCAUUUCAGAAGUUGAUCUAUGUUUCAACACUUGUGUUCGGAGAUGCUUCAUCUUUUCUCUUGCCUUGGAAACGAGUGCUCAGCGUCAGUGAUUCUCAGGUGGAGAUUGCUAUUCGUGAUAAUGCACAGCGGUUAUAUGCUUCCAAGCUAAAAUCUGUUGGCAGAGAUAUUGAUGCAGAGCUACUUGUUAGGCUUAGGGAAGCACAACUCAUGUAUCGUCUUUCUGAUGAGAAUGCUGCAGACUUGUUCAAAGAGCACACAAGAAAAUUAGCUGAAGAAAAUAUCUCUUCAGCACUCAGUAUACUCAAGUCCAGAGCAAGAACAGUUGGGGGAGUCACAAAAGUUGUGGAAGAGCUUGAUAAGGUUCUGGCACUCAAUAAUUUGCUCAUCUCACUAAAGAAUCAGCCAGAUGCUGUUCGCUUUGCACCUGGGGUUGGGCCAAUUUCCUUACUUGGGAGUGAAUAUGAUAGAAAGAUGGACGACUUGAAGCUCCUUUAUCGAGCAUAUGUCACUGAUUCUUUAUCAGGGGGUCGCUUGGAGGAGAAUAAGCUCUCUGCAUUGAAUCAGCUUAAGAAUAUAUUUGGGUUAGGAAACCGAGAAUCAGAAGCCAUUGUGCUGGAAGUUACUUCAAAGGUUUACCGAAAACGCCUUUCAGAGGCUGUUACUGGGGGCGACUUAGAAGCAGCAGAUAGCAAAGCAGCCUUCCUUCAAAGUAUUUGUGAGGAGCUGCACUUUGAUCCACAAAAGGCCAGUGCCAUUCAUGAAGAAAUUUACCGGCAGAAGCUUCAGCUGUGUGUUGCUGAUGGAGAGAUUAAUGAGGAGGAUGUUGCUGCCUUGUUAAGGCUGCGUGUCUUGCUAUGUAUACCUCAGCAAACUAUUGAAGCUGCCCAAUUAGAGAUUUGUGGCAGUUUGUUUGAAAAGGUUGUCAAGGAUGCAAUUGCAUCUGGUGUUGAUGGAUAUGAUGCUGAUGUGAAGUUAGCUGUCAGAAAGGCAGCCCACGGCUUGCGAUUGAGUAGGGAGGCAGCCAUGUCUAUUGCAAGCAAGGCUGUCCGAAAGAUUUUUAUUAACUAUGUAAAACGAGCACGGUCAGCUGGAAACCGUACCGAGACUGCAAAAGAACUUAAAAAGCUGAUAGCUUUCAACACUUUGGUUGUGACUGAAUUAGUUGCAGACAUAAAAGGGGAAUCAUCCGAUACAUUGACAGAUGAGCCAACAAAAGUGGAAGAAGAAAAAGUAGAAGAAAAGGUCCCGGAGGAUGAUGAAUGGGAAUCUAUACAGACACUUCGAAAAAUAAGACCUGACAAGGAACUUGCAGCAAAGUUGGGGAAGCCUGGUCAGACUGAGAUUACUCUGAAAGAUGACCUGGAGGAAAGAGAGAGGAAGGACCUGUACAAAACAUACUUGCUCUUUUGUAUUACUGGAGAAGUGAAAAAGAUUCCGUUUGGUGCUCAGAUUACUACAAAGAAGGAUGAUUCAGAGUAUCUGCUAUUAAAUCAGCUUGGGACAAUCUUGGGUUUGAGCUCUACAGAGGUAGUAGAAGUACACAGGAGCCUGGCCGAGCAAGCUUUUAGGCAACAAGCAGAGGUGAUCUUAGCGGACGGGCAAUUGACAAAGGCAAGGUUAGAGCAACUUGAAGAGUUGCAGAAGCAAGUAGGGUUGCCUCCACAAUAUGUCCAAAAGAUAAUAAAGAGUAUAACAACUACGAAAAUGGCAUCUGCUAUUGAAACAGCAAUUGGCCAGGGGAGGCUCAAUAUUCAGCAGAUAAGAGAACUAAAACAAUCAAGUGUUGAUUUAGAAAACAUGAUUUCUGAGACCUUGAGAGAGAGCCUGUUCAAAAAAACUGUUGAUGAGAUAUUUUCGUCAGGCACUGGAGAGUUUGAUGAGGAGGAAGUCUAUGAGAAAAUCCCAGCAGAUCUCCACAUUAAUGUUAAGAAGGCAAGAGUUGUUGUUUUGGAGCUUGCAAAGAGCAGAUUAUCUAAUUCAUUGAUUCAGGCUGUUUCACUUUUGCGGCAGAGAAAUCAUCGAGGAGUGGUUUCAUCUCUUAAUGACAUGUUGGCUUGUGACAAAGCGGUGCCUGCCAAGCCACUUUCAUGGGAUGUUCCAGAGGAGCUGGCCGAUCUGUUUGCCAUAUACCUGAGGAAUGACCCAGCACCUGAGAAAUCGUCACGCUUGCAGUACCUGCUGGGCAUUGAUGAUUCCAUGGCAGAUUCCCUUAUUGGAGACGACAGAUUGUCACCUGCUGGUGCAGAGGAAAAGUUUGUAUUCUGAAUGUCAAUCUAGGCGCACACACAUGGGAAUAGGCCUUUGAUUGGCUCAUUUUUGUCCACAACCUUGUUUCUUUAGGAAAAGUUUAUACUGUGGUCAGUGUAGUCAAGUUGUGAAAUCAAAACCAGAAACUUUUAUAUCCGGUUUAGGUGAAAAAAUAAGAUUUGUUGUAUUUUAAAUUGAUAUCUUGUCAUGGGAAGAAAUUUAUCGGCUUAGCAGGAAGGACUGAUAUCAGAGUUUCACAGAAGCUCAUUUCUGGUUUUAAGUCAUGUCUACUAAGCGGUUAGAAGAUUGGUUUUGUUUAUGCACAAGUGAAGUGAAAGUUAAGUUUAUAAAGUCAUAAUUGAAGUUGAUAUU
Argentina anserina (silverweed cinquefoil) is the source of this 3507-nucleotide messenger RNA. Its product is annotated as protein TIC110, chloroplastic. Lineage: Eukaryota; Viridiplantae; Streptophyta; Magnoliopsida; Rosales; Rosaceae. The transcript has 14 exons. The record is from RefSeq and is a predicted model, not a curated record. Gene Ontology annotation, biological process: protein import into chloroplast stroma. Gene Ontology annotation, cellular component: TOC-TIC supercomplex I. Bases 115 to 3153 code for a protein of 1012 amino acids.